Molecule: messenger RNA, 3085 nt
Organism: Cannabis sativa
Lineage: Eukaryota; Viridiplantae; Streptophyta; Magnoliopsida; Rosales; Cannabaceae
Product: putative pentatricopeptide repeat-containing protein At5g37570
Exons: 4
Coding region: 179-1900 (573 amino acids)
Biological process (GO): RNA modification
Molecular function (GO): RNA binding; protein binding
Source: RefSeq, a predicted model, not a curated record
AGAAUUGAAGUACCACCUUAUAUUCACUCAAUAUUGCUUAGCAAGUGAAAAAAGAAUCCAUUGAAGAAACUCUUCUUACAUAGGAAAAGACAACCAGUCAAAGUCAAAAGUCAUUUCUUUCUCAUAACCAAAAGACCUUGUCUCAUUCUUACCAUCACCAUCUUCAUCUUCAUGGUCAAUGAAGUUUCCAUGCUCUGGUUCUAGUGUUCCCCAGCAACUGUGCCACAUAUUAUCAUCAUCACUUCACCACCAUAAUCAUUACUUACGCACUCUUCCCCACUUGAAACAAACUCACACUCUACUACUCAAAUUCUCCACUACUCACUCUCAUCAUCAUCCUCUCAGUUACCAUCUUUUACUGCCUCGAUUACUCUCUCAGCUGCUUCUUCUCCAAUCCCCUCCUGCUGCUACUGCUGACACUCUACGUUAUGCCCUCAACCUGUUUGAUGAAAUACCCAACUGUAGAAAUGAGUUUAUUUGGAGCUCUCUAAUACGUUACAAUGUGGUACUUGAUAAGUUCAAGGAAUCUUUUGUUUUGUAUGCUCAAAUGCAACGAAAGGGCGUUUCGCCAUCCGGGUUUACUUUCUCUUCGGUGCUCAAUGCUUGUGCUCGCUUUCCGGCAAUAUUGGAAGGUAGAGAAAUCAAUGCCAAGGUUGUACAAACUGGUUUUUUGGGGAACAAAGUUGUGCAGACUGCGCUUCUUGACAUGUAUGCAAAAUGUGGGUUUGUUAGGGAGGCUAGAGAUGUUUUCGAUAGGAUGGUUGAUAGAGAUGUGAUUGCUUGGACAGCCAUGAUUUGUGGUUAUACUAAGAAGUGUAUGAUGGAGGAGGCUAGGCUAUUGUUUUGUAACAUGGGGCGGCGGAAUGUUGUAUCUUGGACUACUAUGGUUGCAGGGUAUGCGAAUUGUGGUGAUAUGGAAGCUGCGAAAGAGUUGUAUGAUGAAAUGGAGGAGAAGAAUUUAAUCACUUGGGUAGCAAUGGUUGCAGGGUAUGGUAAGUGUGGUAAUGUUAUGGAAGCUCGAAGAGUUUUCGAUGAGAUACCACAGCAUGAUGCAUCUUCUUGGGCAGCAAUGGUGGCUUGCUAUGCUCAGAAUGGUUAUGCAAAGGAAGCCAUUGACAUGUAUAAGGAAAUGAGAAAACAAAAUGUGAUAAUCAAUGAAGUGGCAAUGGUGGGAGCUAUCUCAGCUUGUACACAACUUGUGGAUACUGAUAUGGCAGCCACCUUAGUUAACCAUGUGGACCAAGGGUGUUGUUGUAGAUCACUUUAUGUGUCCAAUGCCUUGAUCCACUUGCACUCAAAAUGUGGUAACUUGGAUGAGGCAGUGAAAGAAUUUAAUAGAAUGAACGAAAAAGAUGUCGUCUCCUACACUGCAUUGAUCACCGCCCUCGGUGACCAUGGAAAAGCCAAAAGAGCUUUGCAACUUUUCUCAAAGAUGCAAAAGGAUGACAUAACACCAAACCAGGUUACAUUCAUAGGAGUGCUUAAUGCAUGUAGUUUUGCAGGCCUAGUUGAAGAUGGGUGUCGAUAUUUUGAGCUCAUGACUCAGGUUUAUCGCAUCAAACCGUUGAAUGAGCACUAUGCUUGCAUCAUUGAUCUUCUUGGAAGGGCUGGGCUACUUGGAAAGGCAUACACUUUCAUUAAGAGAAACGGGAAUGCCUCUGAUGCAAAGAUAUGGAGUUCUUUGUUGGCAUCUUGUAAGGUUCAUGGUGAUGAAGAAUUAGCCAAGAUUGCAGCCAUACAUCUGUUCGAAAUAGAGCCUGAGAAUACAGAAACUUAUGUGCUUUUGGCAAGUAUAUAUGCAGCAAUGAAUAAGUGGGAUGAUGCUGAGAGAGUGAGAACGAUGAUGAUUGAAAAGGGCACACGAAAAUCUCCUGGAUGUAGCUGGAUUUCACUCAUGUGAUGAAAAACCAACAAUUAAUUUUAACUCUCUCUCAGGACUGGAUGGAGGCUACUGGUUCAGUAUAGUUCCUGCUACUCCAUCAGCAUGAAAAUCUUACUGUUAUUUUUCCUUGUUCCAUAUCAAAUGUGGAGCAAGGAAUUACUGUGAUGAAGCAGCAACUUCUUGAAAUGUUAGUUCUCUAUGCUUAUCUCGGAAUAUAAUGCCGUAGUUUGAACUGCUUACUAUACUAUUUUUCUUUCUGUUAGACAAAUUUUGCUUUUUCCAAUGAUGCAGUUUUCUUUCUUUAUGCAAAGUAAAAUAGAGAUCAGGGAAGUCCUUGCCUAUCAUUACAACACAAUUUUGAAAUUGCAGAAAUUGAACUGUUUUGUGUCCUGUUCAUAUGUGAUGAUACGAUCUAUAGGGGGAACUGUAGAGUUUUAUGCUUAUUGAAGCUUUUGAAUUCAUAUUGGGAAAUGAAACUAGAAAAGGUAAUGCUUUUUUUUUUCUUUAUAUGUAUAAUAACUUUGAGAAAACAGGUAUUUGACACUCAUCUUGAGUAUCUAGCUUGCUGCAUCUGCAGUAGGCACUCUCUCAUAAAUAUAUUGUGCAACUCCAUGGUGCUCAAUGUUAACUUCUUUUAGUAUUCAAAUGUUGCCUUUCUGCUGGGUGCUGAUUGAAUUCCAAUUUAUAGUCAUUACUUAAGUUCUUAUAGCCAUUCUUUUCUAAAAAGUCUGCUAGUUACCUGCAAGUUUUAAAGUAUGUUUAGCUGAUUUUACUUUGUAUUUACCAGGCUUUGGUAAAGAUAGUCAAAGUUGAAGAAAAACCAUCAAAAGAUUGGGGUGGCGAGAGUGCAUACCGUUAUUUAUUGGCGGAUGGCGAGGGCUUCCUAGCCACAAAAAAUUGCUACUCUAACAAAGAUCAGAAUGGGAUAAAUCUGGCCAUGAAAAGGAAUUGGAAAUUAGCAUCAGAGCAAAAUACAAUGCUUGGGUUACAAGAGAGAAGGAGACAUAUAUGAUAUUGCAAUGAAGUUUUUAUAAUAAUCUAUGGGAUUAGGAGGAUAUUCAUAUGGGGCCACACUCUUUAAGAGUUUUUUUUUUCCUUUGGUUGAUAUGAAUAAAUAAUUCAUUUGACACUCUUUGAUUGUAAGAAAAAGAAUCUAUUUUGGUGUAUAAAUUUAUCAAUUUAUUGAUAUACCAUAUUCCCCUC